AUGUUUCACUUCGCUUCAAAGCCCAAUGAGAAAGAGGUCCAAGCUAAAGAACUACAGAAGAGUGAGUACAUGCCUCCUUUUCUCAUCUUAAGUUUAGGGAGGACGCAAUUGGAUAACGUUCCUUCCACAUAUUCGGCAGAUCACUGCAACAAUACAAGUUCAAGAGCCACCGGCUCUAUAAAACCUGCCAACAUGUCUAAUAUCAAAAACCUUCGUGCGAUGUUCGAGCAGAACAACAAGGAAGCAUCAGUAUCACCCCCCGAAAAAGGAUGUUCCCCAGGAGAUGCUAUAUUGUUUUCACCAGGAACUAGCACAACACCCCCAAGGCCACUAUCGAAAGUCAGAACGAAUUUUGUAACUGUUGAACGAACCGCACAGCAAGCUGGCCAGGCAAUACAACUUGGUCUCAAGCGACAAGAUAGCAGUAGUGAAUCCAACCCGGCGGGCGCUAGCAGUAUGGCAAAGCGGAGGCCAAGUUUUAGUUUGGAUGAACAAAGUAAUCCCCAGGCAACUGCAGAAAGAAAAGAGUCAAUUUCACAAGAGUUCGAGGCAAGAAAGGCCAAUACUAUGGUUGAUGAACCUAUUCCCGAGUCUGCCUUGGCAGAAACUCCUGCUCUUGAAGUCAACAAACAAAUUGGAGAUCCGGAACCCAUCAAAGGACCAAUACCUGAACGUGGUCGGGAAUUGGCGAAGCCAGCAGAGAUUAAGGAAAACCCAAAGAAAUCUGAGGAGGCGUCAAAAGUAUCGGAUGCAAGCAGUUCUGCAGUCGGAGCAGGCAAAAGCCCGACAUCAAGAGCAGUCACCGCGACCAAAGACCUCGUAAAGGCUUCAGAUAAAGCUACAAAGACAAAGCCUGCCACGCGACCUGCACCUAUAUCUACAGCCAAAUCAUCCACAAAUCCAAAGCCCUCCCCAAGAACAACAUCCCCCACCAAAUCUUUAAAGUCAGUUCCAAAGACUCCAACAACACCCACGGCAAGCUCUCCAAAGGAUGGAAAGCUCCAAAAGAUCAAAACGCCAGAGAAGAAAGCUUCUCUUCCAGCCAAGACACCCGAGAAGAAACCGGGCAAGAAGACCAGCAGCACUUCACUAGCCGCCUCAAGUGGCGCGCGAGCUUCAAGUAAACCAAGGUCUGCCAGUCGACCAGCUGUCAAGACCAGGGUCCCACCAUCGCCACCACAAGGUGGAGCUAGUAAGACCAAAGCCAAGUCACCUACAAGACCAGUGCAGCUCCCAGCUUCUCUCCUAGCUCCAACAGCUUCUUCGGGCUCGAAAGGCUCUACCUCGACACCUCCUGUCCGACAAACUCAGAGUCGUGCAUCUGGAGCCAUUAAGAGUGAAAGUGCACCACGAUCGCAAAGUCGUGCUAGCACCGCGCCAAAGGCAUCGCAUCCACCCGUCUCACGGAGUGCUACUCAAUUGAAGAUAGGAACUACUAGACCAUCGCUUGGGCCACCUUCGACCUCACAAAAGAAGAAUGCAGCAGGAAACCCACCUGCAUCAGCGCCAUUGGCUGAUGAUGGAUUUUUGUCUCGUAUGAUGAGACCUACGGCUUCUUCUGCCUCCAAAUCAAGCGAUAAAUCCCCUCCACCACCAAAGCGAUCACUUUCGAUAAAGCGACCAUCUAGCAGUCUUGGUCACUCCAAGGUUAAUGAUACCAAGGCCGCGUCUCAUGCAAUCCAGAAGGUAACCAGACCUACCACAACUAAGGCAGCCGUCACAAAGUCAUCAGCUCCAGCUGCCAAAACUGGUGCAAAAGCAGCGACAAAGAAGGCAACGCCAGAGUCGCAAAAGCACGUAGCUAAGCCGGAAGAAACCAAGGUAGUAAAAGCACCAAAGGCAGAAGUUAUUUCCACGGAAUCAGUUGUUCCAUCAGCUGGAGAUGCAACAAAUGAGGAUACCAAGGAGAUCGAGGUUGAGUCAGUACAGGAAGAGGCAGUGGAAGAAGCAAAAGCUACUGUUGCUCCAGCCGUUGAGACAGAAGAGAAAAUUGAAACCCCUGUCGCUCAAACAGAGGUCCUCGUCGAAGAACCAAAGAAGGAAGUCGAGGUUUCAGAGCCUGCAGUAGUUGAUGCAACCCCAGAAUCGCCAGUCAAGGAGGAAGCUGCAGAGCCAGCUGAGGAAGUAGUUGAGGAAGCAGCUAAAGAAGUAGUUGAAGAACCUGAGGCAGAGAAGGAGGAGACUACAGAAGUUGUGCCUUCAACCGAGGAAGCACAAAAGGUUAUUGCACCAAUCUCACCAGUCAUUGCAGCCAUGCCAGAAGAUGAUGAGGAUCCUGAGGAUGCUGCCGCCAGGGCAGAAAUUGCCAGGAUCAACGCGGAAAUGAUGGCUGCUUUGAAUUCUAAUUAG
This is a messenger RNA of Sclerotinia sclerotiorum 1980 UF-70, 2349 nucleotides long. RefSeq lists its product with no specific name. Lineage: Eukaryota; Fungi; Ascomycota; Leotiomycetes; Helotiales; Sclerotiniaceae. The transcript is spliced from 4 exons. The record is from RefSeq and is a predicted model, not a curated record. The coding region runs from base 1 to 2349 and encodes 782 amino acids.